Trichomycterus rosablanca is the source of this 1255-nucleotide messenger RNA. It is a transcript of the gene pnkd, whose product is annotated as PNKD metallo-beta-lactamase domain containing. The record is from RefSeq and is a predicted model, not a curated record. Gene Ontology annotation, cellular component: mitochondrion. The transcript is spliced from 9 exons. NCBI's taxonomy places the organism in Eukaryota, Metazoa, Chordata, Actinopteri, Siluriformes, Trichomycteridae. Gene Ontology annotation, molecular function: hydroxyacylglutathione hydrolase activity. The coding region runs from base 1 to 1086 and encodes 361 amino acids.
AUGGCGCUUCCGGACUGGAUUGUGUGUUUGCUUGGUGUUGCGUCAAUCUGUGGAGGUAUUUACAUCUUCCGCCUUCUCACUAAUCCCAGCAGGAGUUCAUGGAAGAAAGGCGUUAUAGCACGACUCAUGGCUCGCACAGAGAAACCGUUCUUCUGGAUAGCGUACUCACUAUACUCACGAACCAAACUGGGCUACAUGUUUUACAAACGACAGAUGAAGAAAGCGAGGGAGAAAUACCCAACUGGCCACUCCAGAACUGAACCCACAAUAAUAAAUGGUAUCAAGAUCAUUCCGUUACCUGUCCUGUCAGACAACUAUAGCUAUGUGAUUAUUGACACAGAAUCAGAUCUUGCUGUUGUGGUGGACCCUGCUGAUCCCCUGUCUGUCCAGUGUUGUUUGGAAGCGGAAGGGGUGACUUUAGAAGCCAUUCUUUGCACACAUAAACACUGGGACCAUAGUGGAGGGAACCAAGCUCUGAGGAGGCACUACAGCUCUUGUAGGGUGUAUGGAAAUGCAAUGGACAACAUUCCUGGUCUUACACACCCUCUGACAGACAAUGACACAAUAGAUGUCGGGACGCGUAUGCACUUCAGGGUUUUUUGCACACCUGGCCACACUGUGGGUCACAUGAUCUACCUCCUAGAUGGUAGAGGCUUUGAAAGUCCCAGCAGCCUCUUCUCAGGGGAUCUGGUCUUCCUCUCAGGAUGUGGGCGAAUGUUUGAGGGCCCUGCUUCAACGAUGUUGUCGUCUCUGGACAUAGUCAGCUCCCUGAAUGACGACACGUUGCUCUGGCCUGGCCAUGAGUAUGCUGAAGAUAACCUGAUGUUUGCUGUGGAGUUGGAGCCAGGUAACAUGGCACAGGACCGGAAGCUACAGUGGGUCCUGCAACAGAGAGGUCAAAGACUGUGCACGAGUCCAUCUACACUGGAAGAAGAGAAGCAAUACAAUCCAUUCUUGAGGAGCCAUUCUCAGGAUCUUCACCGGGCUCUUGGUAUCCAACAAAACCAGGAUGAGGACUGGACCUCAUUCAGGGCCCGAGUUUUAGAGGAGCUUCGCAGGCGAAAGGACAUCUAUAAGAGCCGAUAGGUGAAAGGGUCCGACUAAGAUUCGCAAGAUGAAACCACUGAAAACACAGAAAUGUACUCUGAAGCAAAAUGUGAAAGCUGAGGAUUGCACACUGCUGACACUGUAAACUAGGGAUGUUCCAAUGAAUCUUUUUCUGUUUUUGAAAUGAUUCAUACACCAAAGCUCUAAA